AUUAUUGUUUCCUGCCAGAUGCCGUGAGCAGGAAAACCUUUCACUGCGUACGUACGUCACGUUUUUCGCUCAAUCAGUGUAUAUAUAUUUAUAUCGACACAAGUGAAGCACAUUUCGCUAUCAACAUGUUCAAAGUCAGAUUUGCCGGAUACGUGUUGUUGCUAGUAGGUUUCACCCAGCCCUCCCGGGAACAAACAACAGACGCUCAAAGACAGAAGCUUCUUAAGUAUCACAAUGAUCUUCGAGAUAAGAUAAGAUCCUGCCAGCUUCCCGGCCAACCGCCGGUCAAAGGACCAUACGAACCUAUGGUCUGGGACUCAGACGUAGAAGCCCAAGCUCAAAGGUGGGCAGACAAUUGUAAGUUCGCUCAUGGUGAACUGGAAGGCGUAGGACAGAAUGCUGCUGUUGCAAGCAACCUUGAAUUAGCCGUGAAACUGUGGGUGGAUGAAUAUAUGAACUACAAUUACUCAAGUGGUAGCUGCAAGCCAAUGACGGAGUGUUUACAUUACACCCAGAUGGCUUGGGCUACUUCAACAAAGCUCGGAUGUGGUGUUAAACACUGUCCUGAGAACAGAACAACGCUUUAUGUAUGCGACUACAAACCACCUGGCAACUACCUGGGUCAAAAACCAUAUACUGCUGGAACAGAGGAUGACUGCUUAAAGUCAACCACCAGUCCUCCGCCCACCAGCCCACCAGCCAACCCGCCAACCGGCAGACUCUCGGAAAAUGCAGAAACUGUCGGCAAACCGGAGCUCGAAAGUGCAAGGAACAAAGGAUCGACAACCGGAAGUACGUCGGUCGGCAGAAAUCUGUGGCAGGCACGCGAGAUGGCUGCAGCCAAGCUAAUUUUUUCUCUUACUGGCUGUUUUUUAAGCAUGAUAUCAAUCUCGAAAUAA
Molecule: messenger RNA, 899 nt
Organism: Opisthorchis viverrini
Lineage: Eukaryota; Metazoa; Platyhelminthes; Trematoda; Opisthorchiida; Opisthorchiidae
Exons: 5
Source: RefSeq, a predicted model, not a curated record